This is a messenger RNA of Selaginella moellendorffii, 819 nucleotides long. RefSeq lists its product as uncharacterized. Bases 165 to 635 code for a protein of 156 amino acids. The record is from RefSeq and is a predicted model, not a curated record. NCBI's taxonomy places the organism in Eukaryota, Viridiplantae, Streptophyta, Lycopodiopsida, Selaginellales, Selaginellaceae. The transcript has 3 exons.
AGUUGGCCACAAAUAAAGGGACUUUCAAGUGGUCCCGACUAUCUCGUUGUCUAUCAUGCCUUAGGUGUUUGGAGGCCCACAAGAAACUCUCGCUCUCACUGAUGGUCCUGACUUAUUCCUAGUAUCUUACUGGUCCCCGCAUACUGUUUCUUUAAAUUGGACACAUGAAAUGCCACUUCUAUCAGAUCUGCUGUUUUCAGAUAGUCAUGGCCCUGGCUCCAGUUACCUGCAUCGUUCUUGUGCUGCUCGCAGCUGUCAAUGCUACUCGCGUCGACAAUGAAGCAGACACGAUCUUUGCGGGAGGGGUGGAUGCGACGCAUGAUCCACGAUAUGUGUCUACUAUCCUGGAAAACAAAGCACUAAGCAGCGUUGUUGGCGAAACUUACUGUUGCCUCAGGAACGGAUGGGGCUGCAUGCAGGAGUGCGAGAAAGGCAAAAAUUACCAGUGCUGCCUUAAGAAUGGGUUUGGGUGCAUGCAGAACUGUGAGACAUCGAAAAAGUACUCCUGCUGUCUCAAGAAUGGAUUUGGCUGCCUGUGGAAGUGCGAGGAUGGUGUGGAACACUACUGCUGCGAGCGGAAUGGCUUUGGCUGCACCAAGAUGUGUCCCAAGACAGUCACUACUGGCAACCUGUAAACUGGAUAUGAACUGUGGCUCUGGAUAUGGAUGUAUGGGUUUGGUUGCCGCCUGAGUUUAAAUAAAAUGCUACUAUUAUACGCGGAGCUCUCUCGGCUCCGCUAGUAGAUCUCCCCUCCUCAAAGCUAACUGAUGCAUUUUUUAAUUGAAGGCACUAAUCCUUAGGUGCUCACUUUCCUUGCAA